CACCGGAUCCCCUCACUGUAGGGGUCAAGCAUUCAGGCCAAGGCUGCAAGCACAGAGAAAGUUUGCUCAGUCCCAUCCCAGCACUCCAGGACCACCAGUGUUGAUGACAUCAGCACAAUGUAACCACACCCAUAACAUGGCUGUAGUCACCUGUCUGACGAGACAUCAACCCAAGACUGAAGACUUCUUGUCUUUUCUCUGUUUGAGAGGUUCAGCAGCGUUGCCUAGCAACAUGGCCUUCUUAGCGAGUGGACGGGAGAAGGAGUUAGCUGGCACUCAACAUCUUACUUCCUGUCUUUCCACCAAUCACAGGACUGCAACUGAGGGGAAGAGCAUGAGCACAUUCAAUAGAACAACAGUGCAGCGAGGGUCUAGGUCUCUGAGAGGGAAGCCUGGAGGCUCUGUCUCUGCAGUGGUCAGCUCCUUUGGCUCGCUAACUGCUCGAGCACAGAGGAGGAGGGACAGAGAGAGGAGAGAGGAGGAACAGCAGAGGAGGAGAGAGGGGAUGGAGGAGGACAGGAGACAGGGAGCUAAGAGACACCUCCUGAGACCUCGCCAGGUCUCCCUACAGGUCAGGAGGACUAACAAGGUUGCCAUGGUGACCGGACUGUCUGAACAUAGAACCUCUUGUGUCAUGCCAGUCCCUCCUGUAAAGCCAAGCACAGGGGUUGGCAGCAGACAAUCCCCAGGGCCCUGCACAAGACCUAGAGAUACCUGUAAACCAAAAGGCCACUCCCAAAGCAGACCCCAGGAAACCAACAUCAAACACCUUUCGCGGCAUAGCAACCACCAGCUGCCUCGCAAUCAGCGCCUUUCUCUGAACCACCAAACAAUCUCGAACUAUCAUAGCAACCCCAAGACCGUCAGUAGUCUUCAGAACUCAGGAAGAAAUUCAAGCAGGAUUCCAUCUCAAAUAUCAUUGACUAAUGGCUCAGUUAUCAGACAGUUAAAUGAGAGCCCUGGGGUUCUGAGGUUGUCCAGAAGGAGGAGAGGCCUCCCACCAGACACCAGCCCUAUCCCUCUGAAUCUGUGUUCUUUGGACAAAAACUCAUUGAAGAAGUGCAGGAUGCUGCAGAGCAAUGAUGGUGACGUCCCAGUGGAAAGUGACCGCCCUGUUGGUGAGACCCCAAUGAAGGAUGUGAAAUGUGAUAAAGAUGUUAGGGAGGAGUAUGUGAACCAUAUGAGUAAAACCAGUGGUAGCCAUGAUGGAGAACUUAAACAAGACAGAUGUGGUCAUAGUGGAGAGAGGAGUCUAGCGAGGUGCAGUUGUGUUACUGAAGACAUAGACGAGGUAAAUGUUGGAAAGUUAAGUUUGGUGAGCGUCACUGCUCUGGAGCCCUAUCAAGACAGGGUCAACUAUACCAAUGACAUCACAAACUAUGACCUUAGCCCUGUAUGUAAGGCCAUAUGUAGACAUGUGAGAGAUAAAAGAUUCCAGAGAAAUCAGCCAGCUUCAUCCACAACCCCCAAGACAAUUACCAGGACAACUGUUUCUAGGAGUGUUGCCAGAGCUGCUACUGUUAGGACCACUGUUACUAAAGCUGCUGUCAAUUCAGUGACAUCUACAUAUGUACGCAGUAACCCACCAGCCAGUUAUUCUGCCAAGCGUACUGCUAAGGGUAUUAUAAAAGGUACUAGCAAGGACAUUUACAAGUGUACUUCACUAGCCAGCAGCUACUCUAUUCAUAAUUCCAGAGGUGCUGCAAAAGACUCUUCCAAGGCUACCGCUGAGGACUCAACUAAGGACAGUAGCUAUUUAAGUACUUACAAGGGCUCUACAAAGCGUCUUACCCAGACCAAGUCUACUACCUCAGCCAUUAAGACCAGGACCAGCCCUAGAAUCCUUCUGAAGCAUUAACAAAGAUCUGAGCCAUGUCUGAAAACAUGCACAGAUUCAUGUUGAAGACAAUUGGCAAAAUAUUUAGAACAACAUUGGAUACUGUUCAUAAUGGGCAAUGCAUGAUGAUGGUGGUUGGCCCUUGGGUAAUGAUGUAGUGAGUACGGUGUGUUCUCUACAAUUAUUGUAGGAUAUUUUAAUUCUAUAUAAAUAAAAUUAAAAAAGUAAAAGAAAUAAUUGGAAGACAGCAGCAUAAUGGCGGACAAACUAUUAAGUGGAUAUACUGAAGUCACUAAUUUUAGAUGCUUCCCUGCUGUAUCUGGAUUUUUGUACCUAAAAAUGAACCUACCUACGUAACUAUAGUAAUUUCAUUUGAACAAGAGUAAUCUGUUCAAGGUUGUCUAGAUUGUUAACACAAAAAAGUAAUUUCUCCUCACCAGAAUUAAGAAGUUAGUGGUGUGUAAGCACAUUGAAAACAUCCAUCCCUCCCAUCCACACACACUUCCCAUCCUGUCCUCUGUUAGUGCAGUCUGAACCAAUUGUCUCUAAAACCAGCUGCACAGUGGUUAGCCAAACUGUUGUUACAAGGCUGUGUAUUAUCAGAAGGACCACCCAAACUACUGGUGCAAAGUAUACAUGAACAAAACUGGUGUUCUUUUUAUUUAUUAAUUUAUUUUAUUUCCCCCUCCCAUUGAAGCCUUUUAUGCCCAUAGUGUAUGUACCAUUAACAAGAUUUUGUCUAUGCUUCACCAGGAGUGCAAAAGAAAAAAAAAAAGGAUUUGGAGUGACAAAAAGGAGGGGGCCACAUAUUGACACAAGACAUGCUUAUUUUGUAGUCAGUGUGGAUUGACAGAUUAGUAGAAAUAGAAGCAUAUGUGUUUGGUGAGGGGGAUGAAUGACAGAGAUAUAAAGAAACACUUCAGUAAAUGCUGGGGAUGUGGUUUGGCCUUCACUGUUCAUAUGAUUGACUGUAAAAGACUGUAUAAAACCUCACGCUAGAUAUUGAAGAUAUUAUUGAAAUAUCAGAAGGCUUUAGAAUUACAUCAGGUGCUACUGGCUUGCUCAUAAGCUGAGUUUAAGAAAGUUGAAUAGAAGAGUAGUAAAAUGUUAUGGCUGUAGUAAAUAAUGAGUCAGUGCAUUCAUUAACGUUGCACAUUUCACAACAGUAAAACUGCUAUUUUUACGUUUUCAAAAUACUUACUCUUGUGACACUGAAAAUUGAGCUUAAAGUAAGUAAUUGAUAAAUGCAUUUGUAAAUGAGUUAUACUCUCUAUUAUACUCUGUCCAUGCUUGUCCAUAUGAUAUCCUUUAUUGGUCCAAAUGAUAAUUUAUGGCCAAGGUAUGUUAAGCUAGGUUAUGAAUAAAGGCAUGAAUCACAUUCUGCAUAUUAUGACGUGUCUCAGCCAUGGAAUUUAUAAACCAUUUACUGACAUUAUUUAUUAAUGUUAGUCCAUGGUUUAUAAAAGAAGUGCAGACGACUGCAGUCAAGAUAUUUCUUAAUGGUUUCACAGCACUGAUGCAUCAGGUUGGUCUUCCUCAAAGAAUAAAACUACUAAAAUUA
Messenger RNA from Thunnus maccoyii (southern bluefin tuna), 3398 nucleotides. RefSeq lists its product as uncharacterized. Lineage: Eukaryota; Metazoa; Chordata; Actinopteri; Scombriformes; Scombridae. The coding region runs from base 104 to 1858 and encodes 584 amino acids. The transcript is spliced from 5 exons. The record is from RefSeq and is a predicted model, not a curated record.